Lasiosphaeria miniovina is the source of this 1458-nucleotide messenger RNA. Its product is annotated as caspase-like protein. NCBI's taxonomy places the organism in Eukaryota, Fungi, Ascomycota, Sordariomycetes, Sordariales, Lasiosphaeriaceae. The transcript has 3 exons. Gene Ontology annotation, molecular function: cysteine-type endopeptidase activity. The coding region runs from base 200 to 1072 and encodes 290 amino acids. The record is from RefSeq and is a predicted model, not a curated record. Gene Ontology annotation, biological process: proteolysis.
AAACCUACAAUAGCUAUCAGCAGGCCCCUCCAUCUCAGAGCCCCGGCUAUGCGUAUCAACAAUCCCCCCAGCAGUAUAACUAUCAACAGCCCUCACCUCAAUCAUAUACCUCACCGAACCCCGCGAAUGCUUAUGGCAGGCCUGGUAAGUUUAUUUUGUCUUGAGUAGGUGAAGAACCGAUGUACUGAGUACGACAGGAAUGCCCUCGGUCGACUCGAACUCGUACGUCCACGAAAACGCCCAAGCUCCACCUCCGCCCCCCCAAGCCCCCCAGCAUUUCGGGUUCGGCGCUCCGCAAGGGUACGCGUUUCAAUACUCGCAAUGUACGGGUCGGCGGAAAGCUCUCCUUAUCGGCAUCAACUACUUCGGCCAGCGCGGCCAACUCCGGGGGUGCAUAAACGAUGUCAGGAACAUGUCCAGUUAUCUUGUCGAGAACUUCGGUUACAAGCGCGAAGACAUGGUUAUUCUCACGGAUGAUCAGCAAAACCCCAUGAGCCAGCCCACAAAGCAGAAUAUCCUAAGGGCUAUGCAUUGGCUGGUCAAGGAGGCACGUUCAAACGACUCGCUAUUCUUCCACUAUUCCGGUCACGGCGGCCAGACCAAGGACCUUGAUGGGGAUGAAGAAGACGGAUUUGACGAGGUCAUCUACCCCGUCGACUUUCGGCAAGUUGGCCACAUCACCGACGAUGAAAUGCACAGAAUCAUGGUCCGGCCGCUCCAGUCAGGCGUUCGCCUAACUGCCAUCUUCGACUCGUGCCACUCCGGAACCGCUCUCGACCUCCCCUACAUCUAUUCUACCCAGGGUAUUCUCAAGGAGCCCAAUCUGGCCAAGGAGGCCGGACAAGGGCUGCUCGGUGUUAUAUCUGCCUAUAGCCAAGGCGAUCUUAGCGGAGUGGCAAACAACAUCAUGGGCUUUUUCAAGAAAGCUACUGGCGGCGAAGACGCUCAUGCGCGUGCCGUGGCUACCAAAACCUCGCCCGCCGAUGUUAUUAUGCUCUCCGGAAGCAAAGAUGACCAGACCUCGUUCGUACUCCCCUUUCCUUAUCUUACGUAUUAUUUGCACAUUACAUGACGACACAUUUGCGCUUUCUCUUUUGUUUACGUGCUGGGCUGAGACCUUGGUUUCUUGUUUUGUUUUCGUUUUAACCGACUUGAAUACCCGCGGCAACGCACUCUUCCUUCCUUUUCCCACAUUAUGUGUCUAGACUCCAACACAUUCUCACAAGAGUUGGUUGUCUUUGGGUGCUGGGAGGAAUGUUCUACAACUUCGGUCCCCUGCCUCAUGCGCUGUUUGGUCUUAAUGAAAGGAUUGGUCCUUGCACAGUUAGCUAUUCUAUCUAGGCAUGUCGGCUUCUUUUUCACGCUCUAGAUCCUGGUUGCAACCAAAUCCUUGGUUGUGACUUUGUGGUCUAGGGCGAUGAGUCACGUUGGAACGAGGGGCCUGAUUUGGCACGAGCU